AAUACUUACAUCACUACAUACUGAAUACUGAACACGGAUAUAUAACAUAAAACAGAAAACACAAUACAGAACACAUUACGCAGUAGACAUAUAAAUAUAUAAAUACGUCGUAUAUUCUUUACAGUGCGUCACUUUAGUUCACGGUUAACAAAAAUUACCAAUCAGUUUUGAAAGUACGUCUACUUCCAACGCUUUAACAAUGUCAAGUCCAGAUGAAUGCAAAUUAAAAGCUGGACAUCCACCAGCAGUGAAAGCUGGCGGCAUGAGAAUAACUCAGCAUAAAACACCACGAGAAGAACGUGAGGCUAAACCCAGCAAAGAUUCCAUUGAAAGUAAACCAUCAAGCAGCCCUCCUAAAACAAUAAUGAUAAGUGGUGCUCCUUCAAGAGGUAACGCCGAUUUUCCUCCAGAAGCUGUUCAGCAUUUUCAUGAAAAACCAACUUCAUCUCAUGAUUCCAGACCAGCUCAUUCUACUAGACCCAUUGUUAUUCAACAGCCCAGGAAGUAAAUUAUAUUGAAUAUAUAUAAAUUUAUCUCUUAAGUUUUGUUAAAACUUAUACACUUUAAAACAGGUUGAUAAAAAAAUACUUAAAUGCAUUUUAUAAUGUUAUUUGUUAAAAAGUGUCAUAUUACAUUAUAAUAAUGUGUGAUACUAAAAUUAUAAUUACUCUUAAAUGUUACUACGAUUGAUAUUUUUCAUUUUGUAAAAAAUUAUUUAUAUGAGUAUAAUUAUAUUUUAUGUAUUUUAUUA
This is a messenger RNA of Microplitis demolitor, 751 nucleotides long. RefSeq names its product death-associated protein 1. Lineage: Eukaryota; Metazoa; Arthropoda; Insecta; Hymenoptera; Braconidae. The record is from RefSeq and is a predicted model, not a curated record. Gene Ontology annotation, molecular function: death domain binding. Gene Ontology annotation, biological process: cellular response to amino acid starvation; negative regulation of autophagy; apoptotic signaling pathway. Bases 200 to 508 code for a protein of 102 amino acids. The transcript is spliced from 4 exons.